AUGUCAGAGGCAAAAGCGCGUUCGAAACCGUCUUCAGCUAUGGCAACAACAGCUCUAGUCAAAUCCACAAAGGUUUCACAGCCUCGAUCAAGUAACCGCCUUGGAUCCUCUGCCAGUCCUAAUAAGCUGGUAUACGCUUACAAGCAUCAGGCAUCACCCAUCAUUUCUUUACAAACACCAAAAGAAUCUAAAGAAUCGUUUGAAAUGCAUGCCACACACAGUGAUAUGAACAUUACAGAUUCACAAUCAACAAAACCGCAUUUUGAACAGAUCGAUCUGUCUGAUACUAAUGGAGUAGCCUCAAACACGCAGCAGGCACCAUCAAUCAAAGGAUCAGCAAGACUUGAGGAAAAUGCAAGUAUAUUGCCAUCGAGCCAUCCGAAUAUCAAUGCUCAUCCACCGGUAUCGACUAGCUUGAGUGUGGAUCAGACACAAUCGCAUUCAUAUCUCCAACUUUCUUCAACACUGGAAAAACGAUCUGUAACUCGGCCAACCAGUGCUAGUGUACAGAAACAAAAAGGCUAUAGUUUAUUGCAGCGACCAGAUGGGAUCUCGUCAGGAGCGAUUCCGUUGGCGUCCAUGAAUAGCUUAAAUAUGGGAAAACAGACUCUUGGAUCGUCAGUAUCUAAACAAGCAAGCAAUAGUAUCCAGCAACAGACAUCGAGUCAGUCCUCACGACAACAGAAACUAAGCCAAGUCCCGGCUAACAAGAGUGUUCUCAAAACAGGAAACGCAUCUGUAUCUGCCAAUUCUAUUGCAACCAAGUCAUCAAGGCCUGUGUCUGCCAUCCAUUCAGACACAUCUACAGCCUCUGCUUGGUCCAAGAGAUAUACUACUGCUGGUCCAGAAAUAUCGAUUACUCAACCCAUCCUGGAAUAUGCUUCGGAGCAGCCGGCCGAAACCAACAUUGGUAUUCUGCAAGAUUCGACCCAGCGACCAAAAACAUCCCCAGCUACGUUUGGAAUGGGUACGUUGAUCGAAGGAGAAGCAGAUCAGUUUAAUGAUGGAUCCAUGUCUACACCUGUAUUGGGCGAGGCAGGCACUCUCAAGUCUCGUCCGUCUAGUUCUGCCUCGACUCAAGGACAGUCGACAGCCAUGUCAAAAAAACCUCUUGUUACGAGACCUACCUCAUCUCGAUCUCGCCAGCCUAAUGCAGAGCAGUCUGCACAAGAUGAUCUUGUCAAGUCUCUUCGCGACCAGAUCUCUCAGCACCAACACGACAAGAGAGAACUCACAUCGACCAACCAAUCCCUGAUGGAUAAGACUACAGUUCUUGAAAAGCGAGUCAAAGUACUUGAACAGCACGAGCAGCAUUUAAUCAAAGAAAAGGAAUUGGCACUUCGGGAUUUAGAAAACCAUAGGCGUGCUGGAGCAGGUGAGCGCACAAGUGUGGAUACACUUCGUGCACAAAUUGCUGAAGAGCGGGCACAAAACGCAUCGCUGAUUGUUCAUAACCGCUCGCUCAAAACACAAAUCUACGAGCUUGAAACAGUAAUAGAGACAUUAAUGCAAACCGCACCACCAGAUGCAGCACGGCAGGCAGCAGCGGCACUCAAAGGUAUCUCCUAA
Messenger RNA from Batrachochytrium dendrobatidis JAM81, 1569 nucleotides. RefSeq lists its product as uncharacterized. The transcript has 5 exons. The coding region runs from base 1 to 1569 and encodes 522 amino acids. The record is from RefSeq and is a predicted model, not a curated record. Lineage: Eukaryota; Fungi; Chytridiomycota; Chytridiomycetes; Rhizophydiales.